UCGGUCCUUUUCAUCAUACUCGCUCAUCGCUACGGUUUUUGGUUGUGAAAUUAUCGGCCCAGUCAAGUAGGAUACAACCGCUUGUGUAAUCUGUGUCUGGGUCUGUGCAAUGCUAUUGAUGGCAUCGCUCAUUGGUUCGCUUCUGCUUCACCAGCUUUGUCCUUGUCGGCUGCAACCGAAUAAUAGUUUCUGCAAGAAGCUAGUGUGGUAAACCUGCCUAUUAUAGCAGAAUCAAAAAUUUAUACUGUUCGAAGCGACAACUAAGGAAGUGCGUUAGCGUGAUUGUGCGUUAUGCCAUAAAGUUGUAUUGCUGUUAGCAUAAACUGUGUUUGUGUGUACUUAUUAACCUCGGUAUCCAUAACUUUUGGUUAUGCAGAAGAUAACGGACCUUUGGUGACUGUCUCAAGAGACAACGCAAAGUAAUAACGCUUAAGGUGACGUAGGGACGAGAAUUCUAUAAUAGGUGGACGCUUCCCGAUCGGAGCGAUGAGACUGCUUUGGAAUUCACGAUGCAUUUUCAAACUUUUCCGCGCACUUCUUGGCUUUUACUGUGUACUGCCCGUUGCUUUCUACCUGUCUCCACAGUUACGGCGUAUGCUUAUAUUCGGAACGUAUAUCAUAUGGCCAUUCCAUGACUACAGCAGACCAGAAUCGUAUGGCCUACCGCACGCUAAGAACUUCUACAUCAACUCGGUAGGUGAUAUCCGAUUAGGCACGUGGUAUAUACCCCCUAAAGGCUUCUGGAAGCAACUAGAAAGGCAUUCUAGUCGAGAGCCUGAGGCCUGGAUGUUCCAAGAUCGACGACCUGUUAUAAUCUACUAUCAUGGCCAUGCCAACUGUCGAGCCUGUGACUACCGAAUUGGAUUAUAUAGGGCGCUUUCGCAGAGUGAAAAACUUGACGCCCAUGUUUUUGCUAUCGAUUACCGAGGAUUUGGAGAUUCAACCAAACUUCUUCCAGAUCGUGAGGGAGUACUGCAUGACGCGACUGUGGCUUUUGACUACGUCCGAAAACUGUUAAAAAAUGACGAGUCGCGUAUUCUUAUCUGGGGGCAUUCUCUAGGUACAGCUGUAGUCAUGCAGCUUGCAGAGGCUUUCACCGAAUUAAAACGAAAUCCAAUGGGAGUUAUACUGGAAGCUCCGUUCAACUCGCUUGUCGAGGCUUCUUUAGAGUGGCCGUUGGGAAAGCCCUACAAGUACUUCCCUGGGAUUUCAACGAUAUUCGGCACGCUUCGUGAUGAUGACGAGACGUUCUUCGAGUCGGAACAACUUGCGGGAUCAGUUCGUUUGCCUAUGCUCAUUAUGCACUCCCCUGAUGAUGCCUUAGUACCCUAUUCUCUUGGCGUAAAAUUAUUUGAGCGUCUUCGAGUUUUGUGCCCCGUGCAGCCACGAUUCUAUAAAGUAAACGACACAUACGGGCCCGGCCAUCGCUAUAUUCAUCUUGACCCAGGAGUGCAGUCUGCGGUCGCAGAUUUUAUUCAGUCAUUUAAUAAACCUGUACCUGAUAAACGAGCGGAUCGAAUAAUUACAAAACUACAAACGCCUGAAGAAAUAUUAACUCACGAUUUUAGCGGAGACGAAACUGGCCUUGGGGCUUCUACAGAGACCGGCUCAACGCCAUUAACAUACAAAUAGCGAUAACUGUGGAUCGAAACGCGAAACUGUUUUAGCUACGCAACUUAAUGUGACAGUAGAAUUUAAAGCUAAAUACUAAUCAAAUAAGUGAUCCAGGGAGAAGCUUACAGAUAUAGAUGAAAAUACGUCUACAACGCUCUAAAGCUCUGGACUGAGUGCUGAGCUCUGCAGGUAGUACGCUUCUAGCAUAUAAAGUAAAGGUAAUCUUAUUUGUAUCCCAUCGAAAUAUUUUAUAGUGAAUUAAUCGUUGAACAUACAGGUAUUUACAGUUAUGAGCUUUUAAAAGGGGAGAAGACCGAAGUAGCGACAUUUGACAACUGUUGAAGGCACGGAGAUAGGUAUGCAGACAGACUGCAUCAGAAGACUAAACGACUUUUAGGUGGAAACUGAGUAACGUUGAGGCUGUUAACUUCAUCAUUUGGUUCAAUGCGUCGACCGAAUCGCUAUGUUAGUCAUCUUCAAACGUACAUUUUCCUUUUAUCAAAGCAUUUGUGUGCAAGAUGGACCCAAAACUUUGGGGUGCAAGACUGUGGAUGGGGGUACAGUCGUACAUAGUGUGUAACAUUGUGUGGCUU
This is a messenger RNA of Varroa destructor (honeybee mite), 2207 nucleotides long. Its product is annotated as lysophosphatidylserine lipase ABHD12-like. Gene Ontology annotation, cellular component: endoplasmic reticulum membrane. Gene Ontology annotation, biological process: monoacylglycerol catabolic process; phosphatidylserine catabolic process. The record is from RefSeq and is a predicted model, not a curated record. Lineage: Eukaryota; Metazoa; Arthropoda; Arachnida; Mesostigmata; Varroidae. Gene Ontology annotation, molecular function: phosphatidylcholine lysophospholipase A1 activity; monoacylglycerol lipase activity.